Molecule: messenger RNA, 4233 nt
Organism: Rubroshorea leprosula
Lineage: Eukaryota; Viridiplantae; Streptophyta; Magnoliopsida; Malvales; Dipterocarpaceae
Source: the annotation of a GenBank genome assembly
CAAAGAAGCUAGAGCCCCCAUCUGGAGAGACGAAAGCCAGAGCAGAAAGAAGUUCAAACCUACACAAAACCGAGGCCCAAUUCCGGUUCCUAAGCUAGACAGGCCCAGUUCCAGCACCCCGCAGACGCGGCCUAUGCCGCCCUCAUGGACCUCCUUCACAAUUCCGAGGUCGCAAAUUCUCAUGCAGAUUAAGAAUAAGAUGGAGAUGAGGAGACCACACCCCAUACAAAGCCCAGCGGCAAGCAGAGACCACACCAGAUACUGUGACUUUCAUCAAGACCACGGACAGACCACGGAAGAGUGCAAAAGUUUGAAGUCCGAGUUGGAAAGUUUGGCCCGAAAGGGGAUGUUGAAUGAGUACAUCCAGAACAGAAAUUUGCCAAAGUUUGUCAAAGAACAAGGACAAGCCCAGGGGUCUCGAGCACCAAACAACAGGGAUGGGGUAGGGUACCAGCAAGCACCACCACCUCUGCCACACCCAUCUAGAGUCAUUCACAUGAUAACCGGCGGGCCCGAAGCAGGAGGCACAAGCUCCAAACAGCAAAAGCUGUACGUGAGGGAGGUCAAACACCACAAUACAGCUCAGAAAAGGAAAAUCGAUGAGGAGGAUUGGAAAAAUCAAUCUGUGACAUUCACUUCGGCUGACUUCGAGGGGGUUGUCAUGCCCCAUAACGACCCAUUAGUCACCUCGGUCAUCAUCAACAAUUGCGAGAUCCAGCGAGCGCUCAUCGACACCGGUAGUGCUCCAGACAUAAUGUAUUACCAUUGCUUUGAAAGCCUCGGACUCGACCCAGCCCUCCUACAAAAGUACGACGGGCCCAUUUACGGGUUCAACAAUCAACCGGUACCUGUGGAAGGAGUGCUGCGACUCAAUGUGGCGUUCGGCUCUAGACGGACGUACGUAACACCCACAGUCAGAUUUCUAGUAGUGAAGAUGCCUUCGUCUUUCAAUCUCGUCAUCGGGAGGCCGACUUUGACCGAGAUCCGGGCUAUAGUGUCCAGGCCCCACCUCUGCAUGAAAUUCCCUACCCCAAUGGGGAUAGCAACCCUAAGAGGCAACCAAGAGGCGGCCAAGCACUGCUACAUGACCUCCGUCGCGAGGUCACGAAGAAAUAAGGAGGUACUCCCACCACCAGAGGCACCCAAACCAGAGGCCCCGAAUACCCAACAGGUAAUGGGUGUAGAGCUGCCAGAUAACAGACCAGAGGAUGACCCAAGAGCCACCCCGGUCGAAGAGGUCGAAGAGGUGCAACUUGAUGAUAAUGACCCAUCCAAGAAGACUCAGAUAGGCACGAAGCUGACUCCUACAGAAAAAGAAGAACUUGUGAGUUUCUUAAAAGUAAACAAGGAUGUGUUUGCAUGGACUUCGGCUGAUAUGCCUGGAAUCCCAACUUCGGUGGCAGUGCACAAACUCAGCACUAAUCCUUUGAGGAAGCCAGUAGCACAGAAGAGACGGCUUUUCGGGGGAGAAAGACUCACGGCCAUUAAAGAAGAAGUGAAGAAUCUCUUACAAGCAGGGUUUAUCAGGAGAGUAGAUUACUGCGAAUGGAUUGCCAACCCUGUCAUGGUAAAAAAGUCAAACGGGAAGUGGCGCAUGUGCAUUGAUUAUACCAACCUCAACGACGCCUGCCCUAAAGACUGUCAUCCCAUGCCGAGUAUAGACAAGCUGGUAGAGGCCGCCUCAGGGAAUGAGAGGUUAAGCCUCUUGGAUGCUUACUCGGGGUAUCAUCAAGUCCGCAUGGCACCCGACGACGAGGUGAAAACCUCAUUUUAUGCCGGAGAUGAAAUAUACUGCUAUGUGAUGAUGCCGUUUGGGCUCAAGAAUGCAGGGGCAACAUACCAGAAAAUGGUCACAAUCGUGUUCCGGGCUCAAAUUGGCAGGAACCUGGAGGUCUAUGUAGAUGACAUUGUUGUCAAACGUUCUCAAGCAGAAGACCACUUGACCGACCUAGCCGAGACGUUCAACAACCUUAGAAGGUGCAACAUGAAGUUGAAUCCAGCAAAGUGCACCUUCGGCGUUGAAUCAGGCAAGUUUCUGGGUUUCAUGGUUUCCAGAAGGGGGAUAGAGGUCAACCCUGAGAAGAUAAAGGCAAUUGAGGAAAUGAAACCGCCGAGGUCAACCAAGGACGUGCAACGCUUGGCAGGGAGAGUAGCAGCACUGCACAGAUUUAUCUCCAAAUCAGCGGAUAAGUGUUUGCCUUUCUUUAAGGUCUUGAGAACUGCAGCUCAGAAGAAUGAAACGGGAAAACCCCAGAAGUUCAACUGGACGACGGAGUGCCAGGUGGCUUUUGACGAGCUUAAAGCCUACCUCGGUUCGCCUCCUCUGCUGACUAAGGCUCAGGAAGGUGAAAUCCUUUAUCUCUACCUCGGAAUAUCUGAUACUGCUGUCAGUUCUGUCUUGGUCAAGGAAACGGGGAAACAACAGCAACCAGUAUACUAUGCCAGUAAAGUGCUGCAGGGGGCUGAGCAGAGGUACUCGAUAGCAGAGAAGGCAGCCCUAACAGUUGUUGUUACUGCAAGGAAGUUGAGACCAUAUUUCCAAUCCCAUCCUAUUAUUGUGAUGACUGAUCAGCCUUUAAGACAAAUUUUGCAGAAACCAGAAUGCUCCGGGAGGCUCAUCAAAUGGGCAGUAGAGCUGGGAGAGUUUCAGAUAGCAUUCCAGCAGAGGUCGACAAUCCGAGCUCAAGCCUUGGUAGAUUUCGUGGUCGAAUGCACUUCUAAUCAGGUGGAGUCGAAUUCUGAGGCAGAAACAUGGACCCUGUAUGUCGAUGGAUCAUCUAAUAACAAGGGUUCAGGAGCUGGAGCAGUGUUAACUGGGCCUGACGGCUUCCGGAGUGAACACGCUUUGAAGUUCAACUUCCAGGCCACAAACAACGUGGCCGAGUAUGAAGCCCUCCUCCUGGGACUACGUCUGGCGGCCGAGCUCAAAGUCAAACGCCUGCAGAUUUACAGUGACUCACAGCUGGUAGUUAACCAAAUCAAUUCUAUGUGCGAAGUCAUCGAUCCCAUCCUGGCGAGAUAUGUGGUCGCAGUCUCCGAGCUGAAAAACCGUUUUGAAAAAUUCCAACUUACCAAAAUUCCAAGAGCAGAAAAUGAGCAUGCAGAUUCCUUGUCAAAAUUGGCAUCUGAGAACUUUGGGGAAGCAAAGUCUGUGUACAUUGAGAUACUGAAUGAACCAAGCUUUCACACGUCGGGGAUAAUGGAGAUUAGCACUGACCUAGGUGCUCCGAGUUGGACAGACCCCAUCCGGGAGUACCUCCUCAAUGGCACCGUCCCGGGGGACAAACAGGAAGAGAUGAAGUUACGAAGAAAAGCCUCUCGGUAUACCCUGGUUGGCGACAUCCUGUACAAGAGGUCCUACUCGUUACCACUCCUCAGAUGCCUGACACCAUAUGAAGCAGAGUAUGCACUAAGAGAAGUACACGAGGGGGUAUGCGGUAAUCACGUGGGAGCCCGGACUCUGGCACAUAAGGUACUCCGGCAAGGGUACUAUUGGCCUAACAUGCAAGAAGACGCAAAGAAGUUCGUGCAGAGGUGUCAGAAAUGCCAAUUCUUUGCCCAUCUCACCCAUCAGCCAGCUGAAGAACUCACCAGCCUGACUGCACCAUGGCCCUUUGCUCAAUGGGGAAUAGACCUUCUGGGCCCCUUCGUCAAAGCGGUAGGGGGAGCAACGCAUUUGGCGGUCGCUGUUGAUUACUUUACCAAAUGGGUAGAAGCCAGACCUCUCUCUUGUCUAACUUCGAGAAGAAUCGAGGAUUUCCUCUUCACCUCGGUCAUCUGCAGAUAUGGGAUACCAAACCAAAUCAUCGCCGAUAACGGCCCCCAGUUCAAUUCUCGAAAUGAGCGUCUACUAAGGGAAAACCUUGAUUUCCUAGACGAAGUCCGAGAGCAAUCCCGACUUCGGACUCUAGCAUACAAACAAAGGAUAACCAACCUUUACAAUAAGCGAGUCCGACCUCGAAACUUCAGAGUCGGUGACCUCGUCCUCAGAAAAGCUGGGCUCACAGGGUUCGAAACCCGAUAUGGCAAGCUAGCACCAAACUGGGAAGGCCCUUACAUUGUAACCGAGGUCCCGCACCCUAGGGCAUACAUUCUCCAAGACGCCGAGGGCAAAAGGGUGCCUAGAGUUUGGAACGUCAACAACCUUAAAAAAUUCCAUCCUUGAAAGUCCCUUUCUUCAUUUUGAGUUAGGAGUCUUUGUAAAUAACAUUCCAAUACAAUUGAAGACGACGU